AUGUGCACUCCGAUGGAGAUUUAUCCUACAAGUGCUCUGCACACGCCCGAUAAUCGUGUUCACAAAUUUGUUGGUUACCAGUCCGUGCAAUCAGUACUGGAACACAUUAAUGUCGAAACAUACUACUCAAUGGAACCUUUCAGAAUGCCUCUCAAUCCGGCCGUAGACGAACUGACGCCAGAAGAUUUCAAACGUUUGGUUGAAAAUCGUGAAGACGACGUUACAUGGGUGGUAGAUUUCUUUGCACCAUGGUGUGGACCCUGUCAACAGUGGUGUCCACCAUGCCAACGACUGAUUUCCGAAUAUCGCCAACUACACUCAAUUAUCGACCAGAAUGAUGAAGUCGUUUCGAAGAUUAAAUUGGGUCUCGUGGACUGCGUUAAACACAAAAGUGUCUGCGAAAAAGCUGGAGUGCAGAGUUAUCCUACAAGUGCUCUGCACACGCCCGAUAAUCGUGUUCACAAAUUUGUUGGUUACCAGUCCGUGCAAUCAGUACUGGAACAUAUUAAUAAUGCCCUCAAUCCAGCCGUGGACGAACUGACGCCAGAAGAUUUCAAACGUUUGGUUGAAAAUCGUGAAGACGACGUCACCUGGGUGCUUGCCCCCGAACUUCACCGAGCCGCACGACGGCUUCGAAAAUACGACGAAAGAGUUCACAUAGGAUCUGUCGAUUGCCAAGCGUACAGCACGUUCUGUACCCAACAGUCCGUGUCGUCUUAUCCAUCCAUUCGUCUCUAUCCAGCACUAGGCAAGCGAAAGCGGCUGCAACAGUUCUAUGAUUACCCGCAGAACAUGUGGAGGAAUUCGGAUACCAUCGAGCGAUGGGUAUUCGUCAUGUUGCCUUCGUUAGUCACUUCACUUGGAAACGAUUACUGGCAUAAGGUGUUGGAUUCGGACGAACCAUGGCUGGUCGACUUCUUCGCCCCGUGGUGCGGACAUUGUGUGCAGUUUGCGCCAGUAUUCGAGCAGAUUGCAAAGGCGCUCGAAGGAAAGGUGAAACUUGGAAAAGUGGACUGCGAUCAAUGGCCAGGAGUAUGUCGUGGAGCACAGGUCCAAGCCUAUCCAACAAUUCGGUUCUACAAAGGUCAACACGAUGGGCGGCAACAAAAUGUACGGGGUUUGCAGUUGCAGGUGCACAGCAAAGACGAGAUCAUUCGAUUAGUCCAAGAGCAGUUGGAAAUACUAUCUGGUCACGACGAGCUGUAG
Molecule: messenger RNA, 1206 nt
Organism: Cooperia oncophora
Lineage: Eukaryota; Metazoa; Nematoda; Chromadorea; Rhabditida; Trichostrongylidae
Source: the annotation of a GenBank genome assembly